Messenger RNA from Pyrus x bretschneideri (Chinese white pear), 3600 nucleotides. Its product is annotated as probable UDP-N-acetylglucosamine--peptide N-acetylglucosaminyltransferase SPINDLY. NCBI's taxonomy places the organism in Eukaryota, Viridiplantae, Streptophyta, Magnoliopsida, Rosales, Rosaceae. The record is from RefSeq and is a predicted model, not a curated record. Gene Ontology annotation, molecular function: protein binding.
AACAGGGUUAAAGAUAAAGAUACACAAACGUUAACGGGACACACACUCCUCUCUCCCCCCCUCGUCUCCUUCUUCUGGGUUUUCUGGGACACAUUCAAUUCGAGCUGUGUGUCUGAAGAGAGCCCGAGAGGCCGACGCAGGGUUUCUCUACUUUUUACUCUUGUAACACCAUAAAACGGUAAAACCCCUCUCCCUCCUCCCCCCUCUCUGUCUAGCUAAAAGUGGUAAUUUACCAUGGAGCUCUGAGUGCUUUGGCCGGACGCCGUAGCCGUGGCCUAAUCUCAACCGUUGAUCUCUCGCCGUUCGGCACAGCGGGAGCUCCUCCGCCUCCAACUGUUGGUUUUGCUCCAUAAAAGAGGGAGCCUUUAUCGAUACCCAAAUGGCAUGGACGGAGAAGGAUGUUGGUAAUGUGAGAAAUGGAGAGCCGGCUGGAGAGAAUGGAUUCUUGAAUGGUUCGCAGCCUUUGCCCAGUACCAGUGGUUCUAUGGUUGCCGGAACUCCGGCAGGGAAAAUGUUUGAAGUGAAAGGUGCUCUUUCUUAUGCCAACAUUCUUCGUUCGAGGAACAAGUUUGCUGAUGCUCUGAGUCUUUACGAGACUGUGUUGGAGAAAGAUCCCGGAAAUGUGGAAGCUCAUAUUGGAAAAGGAAUAUGCUUGCAGAUGAAGAAUAUGGGAAGGCUCGCUUUUGACAAUUUCGCAGAAGCCAUCAGGUUGGACCCACAGAAUGCAUGUGCUCACACGCAUUGUGGAAUUUUGUACAAAGAAGAGGGCCGUCUAAGGGAGGCUGCUGAGUCUUAUCAAAAAGCUCUGAAAGCAGACCAGUUCUACAAACCCGCUGCAGAAUGCUUAGCCAUUGUGUUAACCGAUCUUGGAACAAGCUUAAAGCUCGCCGGAAAUACUCAAGAGGGACUGCAGAAGUAUUAUGAAGCUUUGAAGACAGAUCCGCACUAUGCUCCUGCUUAUUAUAACCUUGGCGUUGUCUACUCUGAAAUGAUGCAAUUUGACAUGGCCCUUACUUGCUAUGAGAAGGCUGCAUUGGAGAGGCCGAUGUAUGCUGAAGCAUAUUGCAACAUGGGUGUCAUUUACAAAAAUCGUGGUGACUUGGAAUCUGCUAUUGCUUGCUACGAGAGGUGUCUUGCUGUUUCGCCAAACUUUGAGAUUGCAAAGAAUAAUAUGGCAAUAGCAUUAACAGAUUUAGGAACAAAGGUUAAAUUGGAAGGAGACAUUGAUCAAGGCAUAUCCUAUUACAAGAAGGCUUUGUAUUAUAACUGGCAUUAUGCUGAUGCUAUGUACAAUCUUGGGGUUGCUUAUGGUGAAAUGCUUAAGUUUGACAUGGCAAUUGUGUUCUAUGAACUUGCUUUCCACUUCAAUCCCCACUGUGCAGAAGCAUGCAAUAAUUUGGGAGUAAUAUACAAAGAUCGAGACAACCUUGAUAAAGCAGUAGAGUGUUAUCAGAUGGCUUUGUCAAUCAAACCAAACUUCUCACAAUCGUUGAACAAUCUUGGUGUUGUCUACACUGUCCAGGGUAAAAUGGAUGCUGCUGCAAACAUGAUUGACAAAGCUAUAGUUGCAAAUCCCACAUAUGCAGAAGCAUACAAUAACUUAGGGGUUCUCUACCGCGAUGCUGGAAAUAUUACUCUCGCCAUUGGUGCAUAUGAGGAAUGCCUCAAAAUAGAUCCCGAUUCCCGAAAUGCAGGCCAGAAUCGAUUGCUUGCGAUGAACUACAUAAAUGAAGGACUUGAUGAUAAACUUUUUGUCGCUCACAGGGACUGGGGUAGGCGCUUUAUGAGGUUAUAUCCACAGUACACUUCAUGGGACAAUCCUAAAGAUCCAGAACGACCCCUCGUCAUUGGAUAUGUGUCUCCUGAUUAUUUUACUCAUUCUGUUUCAUAUUUUAUAGAAGCUCCGCUUGCCCAUCAUGAAUACACAAAGUACAAGGUGGUUGUGUAUUCUGCAGUAGUGAAGGCAGAUGCCAAGACUAUUAGGUUUCGGGAGAAAGUCUUGAAAAAGGGUGGGAUUUGGAGAGAUAUAUAUGGGAUUGAUGAAAAGAAGGUUGCAAGCAUAAUUAGAGAAGAUAAGGUUGAUAUCUUGGUGGAACUUACUGGCCAUACUGCAAACAAUAAAUUGGGAACAAUGGCAUGCAGGCCCUCACCUGUUCAGGUGACCUGGAUUGGCUACCCAAACACAACUGGUUUGCCGGCGAUUGAUUAUAGAAUCACAGAUUCUCUGGCGGAUCCACCUGAUUCAAAGCAGACGCAUGUUGAGGACUUAGUUCGAUUACCCAAUUGCUUCCUGUGUUAUACACCUUCCCCUGAGGCUGGGCCUGUUAUGCCCACUCCUGCUCUUUCCAAUGGCUUUGUUACUUUUGGAAGCUUUAAUAAUCUGGCAAAGAUCACUCCAAAAGUGCUACAAGUUUGGGCAAGAAUUCUUUCUGCAAUUCCAAAUUCUCGCCUUGUGGUGAAGUGUAAGCCUUUUAGUUGUGAUAGUGUGAGAGAGAGAUUUCUUUCAACAUUGGAGCAGCUGGGGUUGGAACCACUACGUGUUGAUCUUCUGCCUCUAAUUUUACUCAACUACGAUCAUAUGCAAGCCUAUUCUCUCAUGGACAUUAGUUUGGAUACUUUUCCAUAUGCUGGAACAACCACAACAUGUGAAUCCUUAUAUAUGGGAGUCCCGUGUGUUACUAUGGCUGGUUCAGUACAUGCGCACAACGUUGGUGUUAGUAUUCUCAGCAAAGUAGGGUUGGGAAAUCUGAUUGCAAAAAGAGAUGAAUAUGUCCAGUUGGCAGUGCAGCUGGCCUCUGACGUAACAGCGCUUUCGAAUUUGAGAAUGGGUCUCCGGGACCUUAUGGCCAGGUCGCCUGUCUGUGACGGACCAAAGUUUACCUCUGGGCUGGAGUCAGCAUACAGGAGCAUGUGGCACAGGUACUGCAAAGGUGAUGUGCCAUCACAACGGCAAAUGGAAAUGCUACAAGAGGAAGUAAUUGCUGGAGACCCUGCUGCUGGAUUCUCUGAUCCCACAAGUAUUAAAACACCAAGAGAAGGGCCUCCAGGAUCUAUUAAGACUAAUGGAUUUAGUCCUGUUCCACCGCCUACUCUUAACCCCCCCGCUUGUGAAGAAAAUGGAGGAGUCUGAUGGGCGCAGAUCUGAGGCAUUUGUACGGAGGUUCGUUGAUAGGAAACCAUAUUGCUUUUCUGGGUGAUUUGAUCUCCGUUGGUAUAUUUAGUCGUGGCGGCUUAUAGUGGAAUUGAGUCCGGUGGUAAAUAACGUGGAAGCACUGUGUUUACCCGCCUAGGAUGACAUUUUUGGGAACAACUGCUGGCAGCAUUCGGAGUCUAUUAUUUUCUGCGCUAGAAUUGCGGCUUUCUAUGCGUGGUCCGUGAAACUAUGAGCUGAUAUAUCUUAGGUAGCUGUCUGCAAUUUUCCCGACUAGAGAAUUGUGGUUUGUAAAUUGUAACUGAAUCGUUGUUCCUUCUUGUCUAGGCUUGCUUGUAUGAUUUUUAAACAGCAUAGUUGGUCAGAUUACCUAGUAAUUUUCUGGUUUGGUUACAGUUGAAUCCUGCAAUUUUCUCAAAGUUCUAUGAUUUAAUCAACCUGUUUACAGA